Heteronotia binoei (common prickly gecko) is the source of this 584-nucleotide messenger RNA. RefSeq names its product protein FAM162B-like. The record is from RefSeq and is a predicted model, not a curated record. NCBI's taxonomy places the organism in Eukaryota, Metazoa, Chordata, Lepidosauria, Squamata, Gekkonidae. Gene Ontology annotation, biological process: neuron apoptotic process; positive regulation of release of cytochrome c from mitochondria; cellular response to hypoxia. Gene Ontology annotation, cellular component: mitochondrion. The transcript has 4 exons. The coding region runs from base 11 to 508 and encodes 165 amino acids.
GGGCUACGCCAUGCUUGUGAGGAUGGCUGGGUACAGGCCUCUGCCUGCCACGUGGGGCUUGAGAGCUUGGUGGGGAAGCCACCACACGUCAGGGGCAGAAAUAUUAAUGCGGGCAAGGAGAGCACCUUCCAACAAAGCAAAAGGACCCACGACUCAAGGGUCUGCUUUUCAGAGAGCAUUUUCAGGUCACAAUAACUUCAGAAAUGAGAGAAGACCUACAGAACUCGAUAAAAAGAUAUUAUUAUGGACUGGACGGUUUAAAAAGAAAGAGGAUAUUCCACCACUUUUGUCGAUCCAGGUGAUUACCUCUGCUCAGAAUCAGCUGCGGAUUCGAAUUUGCUACAUCAUGAUGGCACUGACCUUGCUUGGAUGUGUGGCCAUGGUCAUCUCUGGCAAACAGGCUGCUAAAAGAGAGGACACGUUGCUAAAGAUAAACACAGAGAAGAAGGCCAAAUGGAGGGUUGAGAAACAACUGGAAUUGGAAUCAGCAGCUGGAAAAACUGAAUGACCGUGAAAGCAAUGAGUCCCCUGAGACCACCAGCUGAUUCACAUCCAGGGCUGAGAAAGCUUUCAGGGUUGUAACU